UAGAGCCUGGUCUCGUGUAAGGCCUUUUCUCAAUCGCGCAGCCAUGAGUACCCUACGCCUGCAAAAGCGGCUUGCUUCCAGUGUCUUGAAAUGUGGCAAGAAGAAGAUCUGGCUUGAUCCAAAUGAAACAAAUGAAAUUGGAAAUGCUAACUCAAGACAAAACAUUCGUAAGCUUGUAAAAGAUGGUCUUAUUAUCAAAAAGCCACAAGUUGUUCACAGUAGAGCAAGAACAAGAAAGCUCCUAGAAGCAAAAAGGAAAGGUAGACACAGUGGAUAUGGUAAAAGGCAUGGUACAAAAAAUGCACGUUAUCCAGAAAAGGUUAUCUGGAUGCACAGAAUGAGAGUACUAAGAAGGCUUCUCAGGAAGUACAGGGAGUCAAAGAAGAUUGACAAGCAUUUGUACCACGAGCUCUACAUGAAAGUCAAGGGUAAUGUUUUCAAGAACAAGAGAGUUUUAAUGGAAUAUAUCCACAAGAAGAAGGCAGAAAAGGCCAGAGCUAAGCUUCUUAGUGAUCAAGCCGAGGCCCGUCGCGCCAAGGUCAAGGCAGCCAGGCAGCGUCGUGAGGAACGCCAGGCACAAAAGAAGAUUGACUUGCUGUCUGCUUAUGCUGCAGAGGAAGAACAACAACAACAAUCAAAAUAACUUUCUUACCUUGGUUUAUGUAAUAAAUUCUCAUAAAUCAUUGUCCCCCGAAUAAAAUUAUUAUCUCUCACUUGA
Molecule: messenger RNA, 718 nt
Organism: Rhopilema esculentum
Lineage: Eukaryota; Metazoa; Cnidaria; Scyphozoa; Rhizostomeae; Rhizostomatidae
Product: large ribosomal subunit protein eL19
Biological process (GO): translation
Cellular component (GO): cytosolic large ribosomal subunit; ribosome
Molecular function (GO): RNA binding; structural constituent of ribosome
Source: RefSeq, a predicted model, not a curated record